AUGACUGUGCCUAGCAUCAGCCCACCUUGCAGUGGGGUUGACAGCAUUCUGUGCAGCAGCAGCAGCGACCACCAACAUGGACAACAGCACAGUCUGAGCCCCAUUGGCCACUUGAUUGCAGCCAUCUGCCUUGCUAUCAUCGGGAGCCUGGGAUUCUUCAACAACGUUUUGGUUCUGAUAGUUUUUUGUCAGAACAAAGUGCUACGAUCUCCAAUUAACCUACUGCUAAUGAACAUUUCUGUGAGUGACUUGAUGGUGUGCAUCGUAGGAACCCCAUUCAGCUUUGUUGCCAGCACUCAGGGCCGCUGGCUCAUUGGACCGGUAGGCUGCGUGUGGUACGGCUUCGUCAAUACCCUCUUUGGUACCAUAUCACUUACAUCUUUGGCCAUACUCUCUUAUGAGCGGUACUGUACAAUGAUGAGAACUACAGAAGCAGAUACCACAAACUAUAGAAAAGUCUGGAUGGGAAUCCUCUGGUCAUGGAUAUACUCUUUAGUCUGGACCUUACCACCCCUUUUUGGAUGGAGCAGCUAUGGACCAGAAGGACCAGGGACAACAUGUUCAGUCAACUGGCAUUCAAGGGAUGCAAAUAAUGUAUCCUACAUCAUAUGUCUUUUCAUCUUUUGCCUUGUGAUUCCUUUUUUCAUUAUUGUUUACUGUUAUGGGAAGCUGUUGUGUGCUAUAAGGCAGGUGAAUGGCAUAGCUAAAAGGAUGAGCCACAAAAGGGAGCAACGUGUCUUGAUCAUGGCAGUCGUGAUGGUGAUUUGCUUCCUUCUUUGCUGGCUGCCAUAUGGGAUAAUGGCCCUGGUAGCUACUUUUGGAAAACCUGGCCUAAUUACCCCAUCAGCCAGUAUUAUCCCAUCAGUCCUUGCCAAGAGUAGUACUGUCUAUAAUCCAAUCAUCUACAUAUUUCUGAAUAAACAAGUAAGUAAAAUUAUAUUCCUAAAUUUGUUCUAA
Molecule: messenger RNA, 957 nt
Organism: Alligator mississippiensis (American alligator)
Lineage: Eukaryota; Metazoa; Chordata; Crocodylia; Alligatoridae
Product: opsin-3
Exons: 3
Coding region: 1-957 (318 amino acids)
Biological process (GO): visual perception; G protein-coupled receptor signaling pathway
Cellular component (GO): membrane; photoreceptor outer segment
Molecular function (GO): G protein-coupled receptor activity
Source: RefSeq, a predicted model, not a curated record